AUGAGGCUCUUGCAGGUCGCUGUGCUGGCGCUGGGGCUCGCUUCUUCCUGCUCAUUCGCCCACGAGGCGCCUGACAGGGAUUCCCCGGACCGAAAAAGGGACCAGUCUGUGGAUGACUACUAUGCUACCUCAUGGACCGAAACUGUUACUCGUGGAGCAUCUGUUGUGGUAAUUGUUCACCCGCAUGCCCAGACUCGCCCGCACGAGGAAGAAGAAGACGACGACGACGGUAUGGCUAGGGCGUCCACUGGGCCGCCACAACAGCCUUACUCUGGUUCUACUGUUUCUAUGGCUACCGUGACUUCUGCGGGAUCGAUUCAUGCUCCUGCAGGAUCAGCCUCAUCCUCGCCUGCCCCCACCCCCAAACAGACUGCAGGUUCGCCUCCUCUGCCUUCCACGCCUUCUGCAGCGUCCUGUUCGAGUUCACAGACCACUGCUACUGCUAGUCCUACUUCUAGUCCUACUUCUACUGCUAGUUCGCCAUUGGGGUGGCCUGCAGAGCCUUCCCCAAUAGAAACAUUCCCUGCAACUCCCUAUUUUCCAACCGGUUAUCCAAAAGGACCUCUCGACUCUUCGCAGAAUCAAGAAUGUAUCGGCGGUACCUAUGAUCGUUGCGUCGCCAGUUAUAAUUGCAGGAAGGAGACAUAUGAUCCAGUAAACGAAUGUCACUGCAGGAACAAUGUUAAGGAGGGUUGUUGGUAUACCUGUGGAGGGUUCCAGGCACCUCAACCGGAAGAUUGUCCAUUAGUUCCUGCUGAAAGUAGACCGCCUGGUUUACCAGGGCCGGGGGUAGAGCAGAGUACCGUGAGGCGUCCGGACGCCGCGGAUCGGCUGUACGACUACUCGCUUCUGAAGAAUCCGAGGAUUGGAUCUGGGGGUUCAAGUAGAGGGUUUUUUGGCACGCCCUGGGGCGUUAGCUAA
Messenger RNA from Orbilia oligospora ATCC 24927, 921 nucleotides. RefSeq lists its product as uncharacterized. NCBI's taxonomy places the organism in Eukaryota, Fungi, Ascomycota, Orbiliomycetes, Orbiliales, Orbiliaceae. The record is from RefSeq and is a predicted model, not a curated record. Bases 1 to 921 code for a protein of 306 amino acids. The transcript has 2 exons.